UUCAAUCCUACAAUUAAAACACAGGAUAAGCGACUUACGAGUGGCUGGAGGAGGAAGCUGAGGCCGUAGCGCUACAUACCGGUCAGGCAGUCCCGGACAACACAGCGUGGAAGUGACGCACCAGAGAUGAGCAGCAAGCAGCAACCACGGCGGAACAGAAACGCCCCCUGCCCAGCCUCCUUCGGUGUUGUGCCGCUCCAGAAGAGCCGCCCAUCGGCCAGUCUAUAGCAGAGGACGCGGAGCAGAACAGCAGCUCCAGGACGCUGACUUGAACGCAGCUGUUCCCCCUCCUCAGCCCCUCACAGCACGACAUGUGACGGAUGACGGAUACUUCUCCACUUCUCCACUAGUCCUGUUUCUGCAGAGAACAUGAAUGAGAUCAAGAUCGCUGUUCUGGGCAGUGAAGGUGUCGGAAAAUCAGCUCUCAACGUCCGUUUCCUCACUAGGCGCUUCAUUGGAGAGUACGCAUCAUCUUCAGAGUGCAUAUACAGGAAGCGUGUGUCGGUGGAUGGGAGGCAGGUUAACCUUGAGCUCUAUGACCCAUGCUCACAGGCCUGUGAGGGAAAGUCCACUUUAAAUGACCAAAUCCACUGGGCCGAUGGUUUCAUUGUGGUCUAUGAUAUAAGCAACCGCUCCUCUUUCUUCACUGCUAAAGCCAUCGUACACCUAAUCAGAGAGCUACACCUGGGAACUGCCAAAAGGGAUGCAGACUCGCUCAUAUUUUUGGUGGGUAACAAACAGGACCUGUGUCACAUGAGAGAGGUGCAGUGUGAAGAAGGUCAGUGUAUGGCUGCAGAGUUUCACUGUCAGUUCUACGAGCUGUCGGCAGCUGAACACUACCAUGAGGUGGCCCUCAUAUUCUCCAAGAUGGUGCAAAACACUAGCCUGGGCAGCAAGGCCAAGGAGCGCAGGAGACGGCCCAGCGGAUCCAAAUCCAUGGCCAAACUCAUCAACAAUGUCUUCGGCAAGAGGAGGAAGUCAGUGUGAAGAGUCAAAUACAACGGCACUGAACUGACACACACACCAGCUCGGCUUUGUAUAUUUGGUUGUGUUUGGUGUAGCUGUUAAAUAAACUGACGUAUAUGUAAAGAAGUGGUUGUGUGUGUGAACAGGAACACACUGCAGAGAAUGUCUGCGCCUGCAUGCUGCUUACUUCCACCAGCUGAUGCUUUUGCUCUUUGUGAUGUAAUCAUUUGACACUUUUCAGGAGCAAUGUCCUGAAACACACGAAAUGUAAGCUGGAUUGAAUGACUGCAGCGAUCCAUCUGUUUUCUAUGACUCAAGAGGGAUCCACCUUUAAAAUGUACGUGACCUGUGUCACAUGUUAUAGGAUUGUUAGCUGCAGGAUAAACGUGAAGGCUGUAUGAGGAAGAGAAAUGUAUAAGAUAUGUCAGGGCAGCUGAAAUGUUUGUUUAGUACACACAGGCUGUAGAGUCAGACAAUACUGGAAUUUAUGAUACUGACUGUCUGUCCUUUACCAAUAACAAGUUAGUGACAUGACAUAUCAGAAAAAUGAUUCAUUCUUGAAAUGAAUUCAUACCUUCCCUAUGCUUAAUAUUAAAAUGUUAAGUGUUUAGCCAGUCAGAGUUAAAGGUGUGUUACAUGUAAAGACAGAUGGUGAAGUGUGAACCAGUGUGAUCAGAAAAGAUCAUUUUUCACACACACACACACACACACACCUGGUCAGAUUGAUUGUAAAGGUUUAUUUGAAAGUGAUGAACACACACUGUGAAUCUGACCGUGUGUGUUUUUUGGUGAAGGGUGCAUAAAAAGUGUAGUGUUAGUUAUCCUCUGUUAAUGUUUAGCUUCUGCAUUAUACACAUAUCUGCAUAUCAGAUAACCAAUACACUGAUAUGACUAUGAUAAACUAAAUAAACUCAUUUUCUUAUUCCAGUUUCACAUUCCAGUCCUGAAAUGUCACCAGUCUGCUUUGUGCCUGA
This is a messenger RNA of Larimichthys crocea (large yellow croaker), 1940 nucleotides long. It is a transcript of the gene rergla, whose product is annotated as RERG/RAS-like a. NCBI's taxonomy places the organism in Eukaryota, Metazoa, Chordata, Actinopteri, Sciaenidae. The record is from RefSeq and is a predicted model, not a curated record. Bases 370 to 987 code for a protein of 205 amino acids. The transcript has 6 exons. Gene Ontology annotation, molecular function: GTP binding; GTPase activity.